UAACAGUGAUUUGAACAUUUUUUCUAUAGGUUUUUCUUUUUUCAUCUGCUUGGAUUUGUUGCAUCCUUCACAAACACAAGUGAUGGCAACGAAGUGUUUUUCACCGUUUUUACUAUUUUCGUUGAUGAUUUUUGCUCUCAUCCUUAUGCCUAUGAUUUCAGCUUUCAUGCCAAUGAAGCCAUAUAUUGAACCAUGUUUGAAGGGAUGUAAGAACCAAGCAGAAUGCAUCAAAACGUGCAUGUCGAUGGGGCAUCCCAAAGGAGGAGAUUGUCUAGGAAAUCAGUAUGGCAAUUAUUGUUGUUGUAUAGCUGGUUUAAUGUCUCAAAAUGACUCUCCGAUAUCUAAAUCUAAUGUUCCUACUUUCUAAUCACUUCCAUAUUUAUAUGUAGUCCCAAUUAAUAUAUCAAUAUGAAUAAAAAAUAGAGAGAAAGAAGAAAAAGAAACCACUUUGAUGAAAA
Capsella rubella is the source of this 458-nucleotide messenger RNA. Its product is annotated as defensin-like protein 91. Lineage: Eukaryota; Viridiplantae; Streptophyta; Magnoliopsida; Brassicales; Brassicaceae. The record is from RefSeq and is a predicted model, not a curated record. Bases 83 to 367 code for a protein of 94 amino acids. The transcript has 2 exons.